Botrytis sinoallii is the source of this 885-nucleotide messenger RNA. RefSeq lists its product as uncharacterized. The transcript is spliced from 5 exons. Gene Ontology annotation, biological process: mycotoxin biosynthetic process. NCBI's taxonomy places the organism in Eukaryota, Fungi, Ascomycota, Leotiomycetes, Helotiales, Sclerotiniaceae. The coding region runs from base 1 to 801 and encodes 266 amino acids. The record is from RefSeq and is a predicted model, not a curated record.
AUGAUCCUUCAUACAUCUGAAGAUACUAGAGGAUUGCUCUCAGAGGAAAAAAGCCAUGGUGAUGACGAUAGAAAUUGUCCUCAUUGCGGAAAUACAUCUCCCAAGUUAAAACCUUCAGGGAGAUUGCGAUCAUGGACCAUGUUGAUCAUGAUAUACGGCAUUGUCGCCGCAUUCACUCUCAUUGGCAUGGUUACACUACUUUCCUCGAGUCGAAAUACCUUCCUCAGACUACCAGAAAUGAAAUCAAGUCACUGUCCAUCAUUGUGGACUCCCUUUGCAGAUGGGAUUCGGUACGAAAUCGAAACAGCUCCAUCUGAUCUUUGGGCAAAUAACAUUUACAUGGGAGAGCCAUGCGAUGAAUCAGAACGGGCAUGGAACAAUCUUAUACAUCCAAAUCGAGGACAUGGUGUUAGGCUUUACCGCGAGGAAGCUGCAAGGCUAGACAUUAACAAGAGUAUACUCUUACAGGACAACAACUUUGCUGUCAUUCUUACAGUUCAUCAUAAUCUUCACUGUCUGAGACGACUCCGACAGUCCCUUUUCCCAGAACAUUACUAUGCCAAUUGGACGGAUGAAGAUCGAGCAGAUGAUAGACAUCACCAAUUACAUUGUCUCGAAUCUCUUCGUUCCUCUAUGAUCUGUCAACCGGAUCUAGCACCUCUUCCCUACUAUUGGUCUGGUAAUAAAAGACACGAUAUGAAUGCAAGUCCACAAUCCAAACGUGAAUGUGUUAAUUGGGAUGUUUUUUCUGAAUACUUGAAAGGGAGGAGCUAUAAAAAGUCCGAGAUGAUUCAUGAUUGAUCUUGGGGAGUGUUAACUUUCAGUUGGGCUCAUGUAUACGAGUUAUUUAGUUAGUAUUUUUAGUCUUGACAAAACGAUAUAUAU